GUCAUCUUCUUGGAUAUCGCACCACAUUUGACGAUGAAACUAGUCAACCGGUGGUUUGACAAAAACGGGGCGGGACAUGUUACCCUGCGGCCUGAGGACAACGAAGAUAUGUGGCAUCUCUACAACCUUAUAUCCGAAGGAGAUGCUGUUAGAGCAACGGCGCUCAGACGAGUUCAGAAUGUUUCCUCCACUGGGUCGACCGAGUCGCACCGUGUUCGAACAACCCUGACAAUCCAGGUCUCUCGGGUAGAGUUCUCACCUGCAUCGAGCGGACAAGAUGGCUCAGAGAAUAGUGCUGGGGGCAGCGUUCCUAACGCCUCUCUGCACAUAUCCGGCCCGGUAAUUUCGGAAAACCAGUAUGUUCGAAUGGGAGCAUUCCACACUCUCGACAUCGAACCCAACCGGGACGUCCGCAUUGAAAAGUCUGAAGGAUGGGACAGCGUUGCAAGAGCCCGGGUAGAAGAGGCAAUUGUACCUGGACGCGGAGCCGAGGUCGCAGCCGUUGUAUGUGGGGAAGGAACAGCGGCAUUCUGCCUUCUGUCCCAACAUAUGACCGUGGUCACGCACCGAAUAGCCGUCUCGAUUCCAAGGAAGGCUGCUACUUCCGGAACCUCACAGCACGAGAAAGGUCUUGGAAAAUUCUACAGCACACUCUAUGACUCGUUUAUCCGCCAUGUUCCCUACGCCAACCCCGACCUUAAAGCCAUCAUCAUUGCUAGCCCGGGAUGGGUACGGGACGCAGUCGCCGACCAUUUGAACGCAGAAGCCUCGAAGCGCGGUGACAAACCACUUCAGAGGGCAUUGAAAGAGAAGCUUGUCAAAGUACAUGUGACCAGUCCCCAUGUGCACAGCUUAGUGGAGGUCUUGAAGAAUCCUACGGUUGCAGCCCAACUAAAGGAGGCAAAAUUCUCUAGGGAGGGCAUUACUCUUGACAAGUUCCACAAGAUGCUGGGAACUGACGAAAUGAGGGCUUGGUAUGGUCCUGACCAUGUUUGCCUUGCAGCGGACAGAGGGGCGAUAGGGACGCUUCUCAUUUCUGACAAUCUCUUCCGAUCAAGUGAUCCAGCUACCCGGAAGAAAUAUGUUGAGGUUGUUGAGGCAGUCCAAGCGAAGGGAGGAGAAGUAGUGAUCUUCUCGAGUAUGCACGAAUCAGGGCAGCAAUUAAACCAACUCACGGGUAUCGCGGCUAUCCUGACGUUCCCGUUGGAUAUCGAAGUAGUGGAAGCGGAGGAACGUGAAGAGGCGGAGGCACGGAAGAAACGUGAGCUUGAACAAGACGGCGGCGACGCGUGA
Coprinopsis cinerea okayama7#130 is the source of this 1293-nucleotide messenger RNA. Its product is annotated as pelota. The transcript is spliced from 7 exons. The record is from RefSeq and is a predicted model, not a curated record. The coding region runs from base 34 to 1293 and encodes 419 amino acids. Lineage: Eukaryota; Fungi; Basidiomycota; Agaricomycetes; Agaricales; Psathyrellaceae. Gene Ontology annotation, biological process: nonfunctional rRNA decay; ribosome disassembly; nuclear-transcribed mRNA catabolic process, non-stop decay. Gene Ontology annotation, cellular component: cytoplasm.